Molecule: messenger RNA, 366 nt
Organism: Staurois parvus
Lineage: Eukaryota; Metazoa; Chordata; Amphibia; Anura; Ranidae
Source: the annotation of a GenBank genome assembly
GCACCGGGUCAUCAGACAUUGGAUCAUCUGGCUCGACAGCGGGGUAGAGACAUCAGGCUGGACAUCAGGCUGGGUAGAGACAUCAGGCUGGGUAGAGACAUCAGGCUGGGUAGAGACAUCAGGCUGGGUAGAGACAUCAGGCUGGGUAGAGACAUCAGGCUGGGUAGAGACAUCAGGCUGGGUAGAGACAUCAGGCUGGGUAGAGACAUCAGGCUGGGUAGAGACAUCAGGCUGAAUUGUGGGCACCGAGUCGCCAGGCUGCACCACGGAAGGCAGGUUCUCAGAUGGGAGGCUGACCGGUUUGGAUACUGGCAGGAUGGUAUUGGUUGGAAAGAACUUUCGCCUUUUCCUGGUUUUAGUUACCGG